AUGGGGAUGGCUCUCUUCGUUCUCUUCAUCCUGGCCUACAUCCACAUCGCCUUCUCCCGCUCCCCCAUCAACUGCCUGGAGCACGUGCGGGAUAAGUGGCCCCGCGACGGCAUCCUGCGCGUGGAGAUCCAGCGCAACUCCAGCCGAGCCCCCAUCUUCCUGCAGUUCUGUGGGGUCGAGAAGUUCCCGGGCAUGGUGGUGGAGUCCACGGCCGAGGAGGAGGAGGAGGAGGAGGAGGAAAUGACUGUGGAUAUGUUUGAAAACAGCUCUAUCAAGUUUGAGCUGGAUAUCGAGCCCAAGGUGUUCCUCAAGCCCUCCCGGGUGAGCAGCACCGAGCUGCCCCACAACGACAGCCAGGAGUUCUCGUUUAGUGAUGCGGCCACUAAAGUGUGGCCGCAGGAGGAGUACAUCGUCGAGUACUCACUGGAGUACGGAUUCCUGCGCCUGUCCCAGAGCACGCGGCAGCGCCUCAGCAUCCCCGUCAUGGUGGUGACCCUGGACCCCACCAGGGAUCAGUGCUUCGGGGACAGGUUCAGCCGCCUGCUGCUGGACGAGUUCCUGGGCUACGACGACAUCCUCAUGUCGAGUGUCAAAGCUUUAGCUGAAAACGAGGAGAACAAAGGUUUCCUUCGCAAUGUGGUGUCUGGAGAGCACUAUCGCUUUGUCAGCAUGUGGAUGGCCAGGACCUCCUACCUGGCAGCCUUCGUCAUCAUGGUCAUCUUCACUCUGUCCGUCUCGAUGCUGCUGCGCUACUCACACCACCAGAUCUUUGUCUUCAUCGUUGACCUGCUGCAGAUGCUGGAGAUGAACAUGACCAUUGCGUUCCCUGCGGCUCCACUCCUCACUGUCAUCCUGGCUCUGGUCGGUAUGGAGGCCAUAAUGUCCGAGUUCUUCAACGACACCACGACCGCGUUCUACAUCAUCCUCAUCGUGUGGCUGGCAGACCAGUACGACGCCAUCUGCUGCCACACCAACACCAGCAAGAGGCACUGGCUCAGGUUCUUCUACCUGUACCACUUUGCCUUCUACGCCUACCACUACCGGUUCAACGGGCAGUACAGCAGCCUAGCGCUUGUCACCUCCUGGCUCUUCAUCCAGCACUCGAUGAUUUACUUCUUCCACCACUACGAGCUGCCGGCCAUCCUGCAGCAGAUCCGGAUCCAGGAGAUGCUGCUGCAGAACCAGCAGGUCGGGCAGGGCACCCAGACCACGCUGCAGGACAACCUGAACAACAACACGGCG
This is a messenger RNA of Acanthisitta chloris (rifleman), 1242 nucleotides long. It is a transcript of the gene TMEM259, whose product is annotated as transmembrane protein 259. The record is from RefSeq and is a predicted model, not a curated record. Lineage: Eukaryota; Metazoa; Chordata; Aves; Passeriformes; Acanthisittidae. Gene Ontology annotation, cellular component: endoplasmic reticulum. Gene Ontology annotation, biological process: response to endoplasmic reticulum stress; positive regulation of ERAD pathway. The annotation marks the transcript as partial. The transcript has 11 exons.